Molecule: messenger RNA, 363 nt
Organism: Podospora pseudopauciseta
Lineage: Eukaryota; Fungi; Ascomycota; Sordariomycetes; Sordariales; Podosporaceae
Exons: 2
Coding region: 1-363 (120 amino acids)
Source: RefSeq, a predicted model, not a curated record
AUGCCUUUAGUCUGGGCCUGGACAGUAUACUUUUUUGCCCCCUCGCUUGCCGAACAGAUGACGCGAGGCUCUGUACAGUAUUGGCCUUGCCGCGGUGACGAUCAGGAGGACCGCCAGGACAACAUCCGUGGCAGCAAAGGUUGCAAUUGUAGCUCCGGCGUUUGGACAUUGGUCGGGACUGGUGAUGUUUCGAGGCGCGAUGAUCCACUCGACAGGUAUAGGAGGGAGGGCAACUUUGGUAUCGUUUCCAGUGUUGAGCUCGCUGGGUGUGACGAUGACGACGGGAUAUUGUCCGGAGUUGCCACGAUCAAGGUACUAUCAGCAAGAAGGUCCAUCAGCAAAUGUGGCUCAAAUCCUGUUUGA